UAUCAACGACUAGGAACCGAGAUGAAUCCGUACGGUGUAACUACUCCGUACAUUCUUCAGAGGUGCCACUAAACUUUGCCUAGAUUCCCGUAUGGGUGGUGCAUGAUUGAUGCAGAUUCGUGUUAACUACGCUGUUACUGUUGGGUUGAGCGGUAGCUUACAAAUCAUCCAGGGCCUGGUUAAAUAUUCGUUUAUGAGACGCUGCUUGAGCCACACACUCCGUCCGGAUCUGAACUGCCCAGUCAAGCCCUAUCAGCCGAUGUCAUCGAUUGCUCGCCAGUGAGCCCACAGCCACAGCAAGUUGGGAAUAAUAACAACUUUUAACUAGCCACGGCGAAUCACCAGCCGAGAAAGCCAGGAAAAACCAGCCAUCGCCAAGCUGCUAGCUGGGGCGGGGUGGUCCCGCGGUCUCAGACGCUUCAGCUGUGAUGGAAUCGGGUUAGCAGUCAUGGCCGUUUUUGCUGGCCCCCUUCGCCGCAAGUACCUAGGAAGGCGUGGAUUCUGUUGCGAUGGUCAGGAGUGGAUGGAUUGAUGACCACUGCCCCGCCUUGAGUAGCGCGGUGCGCCUCCCAGAUGACACCAAGGAGGAGGAUCUCUGCGGUGGUAUUCUAUAGGGGCCGCCAGGUGUGGGCGGGGGACCUUAAUAAGUAACUAGUAUAAAGAGUAGGACUGUCCCUGUUCCUCUGCCCAUUUCACCAACUUCUCCCAUCAUCCUUCCAUCCACACCAAGUCCGUCUUGCCAGAUAUCCUUGAGAUACGAUACCCCGUAUUAAAAAUCCAACCUUUCCUCCUUUGAAUACUCUCUCUCUCUCUCUCUCUCUCCCUCUCUCUUGACCAUCUGCAGAUAAUCAUCUGAUCGUCCAUCUUCUGAUAUCUCCCACGUCCCACGUCCCACCUCCAACCGCUUAUACCCACCAUCAACCAUCAUCAUGUCCGGUCCCUACGAUAACCAGAACCCAAACUACUACGGCCAAGGAGGCUACCCCCCUCAGCAAGGCUACGGGCAACCACAAACCGACCCGUAUAACCAGGGCCAAUAUCCUCCCCAACAAGGCUACGGCCAGCCUGCUUAUGGCCAACAGCCACCACAGCAGCAGUAUGGCGGCGGUGAUCAGCAGGCAUACUACGGCCAACAGCAACAACCGUACGAUCCCAACCAGCAAGCUUAUCAACAACAACCACAAUACGAUCAACAAGGCGUACAACAACAACAACACCAACAAGACGGUGCUCCAGGCGGCGCUCAGCAAGGCGAGCGUGGUAUAGGCGGUGCCCUGACCGGUGGGCUAGCAGGUGGCUUCAUGGGCCACAAGGCCAACCACGGUAUCCUUGGCACAAUCGGCGGAGCGAUCAUAGGCAGCAUUGCCGAGGACAAGCUCAAGGACAAGAAGAAGAAGAAGAAGCACGAUGGGCAUCACCACCAUGGAAGCAGUCAUCACGGCGGCAGCGGGUAUGGUGGAAGCCAGUUUGGCGGCGGCGGAUCCAGCUCGAACUUCCUCGGGUCUGCGGCUGGCUCGCUUUUCGGGAAGAAGUGAGGAAGCGGUGUAUUUAUCAGUUUAACCCCUGUGGAUGCGCUUGUUUGAGAGACUGUAUGUGUAUGUGUGUCUGUUGACACUUGUUGCAUCGCACAUCCUGAUGUUGGGUUUUGCUGUUUCGUUGGCGUCUUUACCUUCGCCUCUUGUGUAAUUUUUUUUUUUUUUUCUUUUAUUCCCUACCUUUCGUCACUUUCUUGUUCUUAUUAAUUGCCGUUGUUUCAUGUAUGGGUUUACCGGAUAUUACGACUGCGAUAACGAUUUCCAUCACUCGUCUCUUUUUUUCCUAUUUCGCGUGCUGAAGAAUUUCAGUCGUCUUCUCAAGUGUACCCCCCUUGUGUUUCUAUGAAUUCGGUGUUGAUUAAUCACUUAUCUUAUGAAGAUUUCAUAUAUAAAAGUGGACCCGUUGAUCGAUUUGCAUACAUCCCGAUCAAGCCCUCAAGAUAAUUUUUCCGUAGAUCCUAUCUGUUGUAAGAUGAAAAAUGAAAAAUAAAGAAAUGUUAACCCUCUUAUCUCGUCGUGUUUUAUAUGCCAUGGCUCAACCUGUGUUCCAAAAGUAGUUUAGCGUGCAGAAGUUGCUGGCCCAUACAAUUUCUAUCUCCAA
This is a messenger RNA of Blastomyces dermatitidis ER-3, 2136 nucleotides long. RefSeq lists its product as uncharacterized. Lineage: Eukaryota; Fungi; Ascomycota; Eurotiomycetes; Onygenales; Ajellomycetaceae. Bases 930 to 1535 code for a protein of 201 amino acids. The record is from RefSeq and is a predicted model, not a curated record. The transcript has 2 exons. Gene Ontology annotation, cellular component: outer membrane.